Molecule: messenger RNA, 861 nt
Organism: Monoraphidium neglectum
Lineage: Eukaryota; Viridiplantae; Chlorophyta; Chlorophyceae; Sphaeropleales; Selenastraceae
Exons: 2
Coding region: 1-861 (286 amino acids)
Source: RefSeq, a predicted model, not a curated record
AUGCAUGCAGAGCUGCUUGCAGCGGCGGCGGAGGCGGAGGGCCGGCGGCUACGGAAGGAGGAGCAGCAGGAGGGGCGCGGCGGCAGUGGCGGCGCCGUCGGCGGCGGCGGUGCGGCCGGCGGCGGCGCACAGGCGACCGCGCCGGAAAUCGAGCCUGCGGGCGCAGCAGAGGGCGCAGCGGUGCAGCAGCAGGCGGAGGGCCCGUCGGCGGGCGCCGCGGAGGAGGGCGGGCCCGAGUGGCUGGCGCUGUGGCGCGCGGCGGCGGACCGCAGCCUGGGUGAGGUGUGCAGCGGGCAGGUCAUGCUGCUGCUGCAGGACGCGCGCAGCAUCUCAGCGCUGGCCAGGUUUGGCCGGCCGCUCGACGACGGCAUAUCCUGGCCGAGCGACGGCGCGGAGGCCGCCUCAAUGCUGCGGCGGCAGGCUUCCGGCAUGGUGCGGGACCUCGGCCGCGUCCGCGAGUCGUACGCCUCCCGCCUGCGCGGCGCGGCAGGAUCAUUGCCAGAAGCCGGGGAGCUGGCGGCGGAGGUCGAGCGAGAGGGGGUCAACGCGGCGGCGCGCGUGCGCGACGCGCUGCGGGAGAUGCUGUUCGUGGUGCUGCUGGCCUCGCUGCACAGGGAGGGGCGGCUGGCGGCGCAGCAGCGAGGCGACAGCGGCGGCGAGGGGGGCCGGGAGGGGCCGGAGGAGCAGCCACAAAAUCACCAAGAGGCGCAGCAGCCGGGUGCCCAGGUGUCACCAAGCCCAGAUGGGUCAUCUGCGGGCGGCGGACACCUGGCUGGGGCCAACCCAGAACAGCAGCGGGUUGCGCAGCCUGAGCAGGGGCCCGAAUCCAGCAGUGACCGCAAACAGUUGCAAGCCAUGUAA